Messenger RNA from Perca fluviatilis (European perch), 4142 nucleotides. It is a transcript of the gene arhgap18, whose product is annotated as Rho GTPase activating protein 18. Gene Ontology annotation, cellular component: cytoplasm. Bases 223 to 2334 code for a protein of 703 amino acids. The record is from RefSeq and is a predicted model, not a curated record. Gene Ontology annotation, molecular function: GTPase activator activity. Gene Ontology annotation, biological process: regulation of actin filament polymerization; signal transduction; regulation of small GTPase mediated signal transduction. Lineage: Eukaryota; Metazoa; Chordata; Actinopteri; Perciformes; Percidae. The transcript is spliced from 18 exons.
CCGUCCGCCUCACAAACACACAAGUUGUGGAGAAAGACGAGAGGGAGACUGAGGGAAAGAAGGAGGAGAGUUUGUUGUCAGAAUUAGUCUGCCACAUAACAGUCCAGCGAUGGAAAGCAUUUACAGAUAGAUAGUUGAAUAGGUAUAUUAGGCUACCUAUCAGUUAGUGAGUGGACGUCAGCUGUAUGUGAAGCAGAAGAAGAAGGAAAAAGGAGGAGAAACAUGAGCCGGCAACAGCAGCAGUCCCAGGGAGUGGUUUUAACGGGUUACCACAGCAACGCGGAACUGUUGCCGAAAACUGGACCGUGUGACCCCAGCUGUCCGUCAGCCCAGGACCUCGAGUCCACUGUGAUCAGUCGCAGAACAGGCCAAUACACUGUUCAACAGAACCAGAACCCGCAUCACGGAGACAAAUCUGGGCCUUCCACUACCACUAACAGUACAAGAACCACCAGCACUGACCCAGCAUCGCUACUAAACCCAAGCGUUGUCGCUUGCCCCAGGUCUCAGCCCUCCUCCAGCCCCAGACACAGUCCCAAUUCCAGGUCCAGACCGCGGCCACAAUGUCAGCGCUGCAACUCUCAGGAAUCUCUGGACGAGCUUGAGAUGGACGACUAUUGGAAGGAGGUGGAGAACAUCACUCGCUCAGGAGGAGGAGCAGGGAGGGGAGAAGGUGGAGGAGAAGGGGAAGUGCAAGAGGAGGAGCAGCAGAAAAUUCCUGAGGAAGGCGAACAGGAGGAGGCUUGGCUUACAGAGGCGGGGCUAGCACGGCUGUUUGAUGAUUCCCUAGCAGCUGACCAGGAUCAGGAAGAAGACAGCGCAGUGUUCCUGUCCACAUUGACCAGAUCUCAGGCGGCAGCUGUAGAACGUCGUGUGACAUCACUACAGCAGACAUGGCUACGGCGACGCAACCGGCAACACGUUCCCGAUGUCAGGGAUAUAUUCAGACCUCCUGAAAAGGAUGGCGAGCCUAGUAAACUCAAAGGGGGAAGUGAGAAUGGACAAAAAGAUGUCCCUUCAGUUGCAGAAACAGAGACAGAACUGAACGUUGAAGUGGCGUUUUCAGAGCAGGCGCUCACUUACAGGGACAACAACCAAAAGUUAAACGUCAUCGCUAGCCCUAACUCACCUGACGACAAAUUACCAAACUUUAAGCUGCUCCGAGAUAAAACGGGUCAGACCAGAAUAGGAGAUCUGUCUCCUCUGGAUAUGAAAAAGGUGCGUAGACUGGUGCUUGUUGAGUCGACUGCUCUGUUUGACACCGCUGGGAUAGACCUGAAAGCGCACAAAGCUGUCAAAGUUAAGACUAAAGAAAGUGGUCUAUUUGGUGUUCCCCUUGCCACUUUAUUGGAACAGGACCAGAGGCGGACCCCUGGGACCAAAGUGCCAUUCAUACUGCAGAGGUUUAUUAGUCAUAUUGAGGAGGAGGGAUUAGACACCGAGGGGCUACUGCGGAUCCCUGGGGCAGCCACCAGAGUCAAGUCCCUGUGCCAGGAGCUUGAGUCCUCUUUCUAUGACGGGAUGUUUCCAUGGCAACAGUUGAAGCAGCACGAUGCUGCUAGCCUUUUGAAGCUGUUCAUCAGGGAGUUACCCCAUCCACUGCUGACUGUGGAGUACCUCAACGCAUUUAUUGCUGUCAACAAGCUCCCCACAAAGAAGCAGCAGUUGCAGGCUUUGAACCUGUUGGUCCUUCUGUUACCUACGGCCAAUCGGGACACUUUGAAGGCACUAGUGGAGUUUUUCCAGCGUGUGAUUGACCACCAGGCCAAGAAUAAAAUGACUCUUAACAAUGUCUCUGUUGUCAUGGCACCCAACAUCUUCAUGUUCAAAGGUUUCCGCUCCAAGGUUACAGAACAACAGGAGUUCUCCAUGGCAACUAGCACAGCAAACAUUGUCCGGCUGCUGAUCCGAUACCAGAAUCUUCUGUGGACGAUCCCCAAGUUCAUUAUGACCCAGGUCAGACAACAAAACAUGGAAAGCCAUCGGAAACCAAAUAAAGAGAAGGCUGUGAGAAAGCUGCUGAAGAAGAUUACCACUGAAAAAUCUGAUAAAGCUGUCUCUGAGGAGAGUUCACAGGGAUUUAUUCGAGUUCAAGCACCACAAUUCAGUAAAGUGUCCAUGGCAGUUCAGCUUACUGAAGAGUUGCAGGCUGCUGAUGUAUUAACACGCUUCCUCAGCCAAGAGAGUUUAGUGGCAGUGAAACGAGAAGAGCUGUGUCUCUAUGAGAUUGGUGGAAACAUCGAGGAGAGAUGUCUAGAUGGGGAAACUUACAUGAAAGACCUCUUCCAGCUGAACCCUGCAGCAGAAUGGGUCAUCAAAGCUGUGCAGCGAUAAACUCGUUCCUACCAUCAUGCCCUGCUGGAUAAUGGACUGCUCCAAAUGUUCCCCAAUGUAUGCUACUAAGAGCAGACUGCACCUGGAUCUCUGUGGUUUCUGCUGGUUCUGAAUGUACUCAGACUGUUUGCUUGUAGCAACUUGUUGUUGUUGUUGGUGGUGGUUGCAUUGGUUUGCCCUGAAAACUGCCAAAAAAUACAACUAGUCCAAUGGCAGUUUAAAAACAUACUGUAUGAAUCCCUUUUGGUUAAAUCUGCGUUGCAUUUUUUCCACUUAAUUUAACAACCACAUUGUCAGACAAGAAAAAGGAAAAAUAUGUGCUUGGAUAUUCCACAACACAGACUUUUUUCCACUCUGCCUUAUACUAGAUGUUGGAAUUUUGGGCCUCAGUUACCAUUAGCCUAAAGCAUCCGACAGUUGAGCAGGUGAAAUAAAACCACCUUGUCGUCUGUGGAGUCCUGACAGACCGCUUUUAUUUUGUGGUUGAAACACGUUUCUCCCAGCAAUUAAGCCACAACAUUGUGAUUCUUAAUAGUAUGUGAUACUCUAAGUAUUGCAGUUGUAUACUGUGAUUUAUUGCUACUAAUCACUUUGUUGUGUCUUCAGUAAUACGCUGACAUAAUCUAGUUUGGGGCAAUAAAAUAUCAAAUCUAAUUAAAUCAUGAAUCAAUUACAUUAGCUCUAGUUUCUGUACAAAUACUUUUAAGAAAAUUGGCUUUUAUUUUAUUUUUAUUUUUUUAAAAGCCCAAAAAGUAAAUAUGUGGUCACAAUAUUAAAUGUGAAUAUAUCAAAGCACUUGAUUGUAACCAGAAAGGAAUGAACAUUGGAGUGAAUGGGCAUAUAGGGGUUGAAAAGCUGGAUGGGGACUUUAGAGACAGGAGAGGUGAUGAAGUACUACUGUACUGUAAGUUAUAUGUGAGGGAGGGGCCCCUUAUGUGGCACACCUCAAUAGUGACCCCAAAACCUUUCAUAAUAAUGUCGUCACUGACAGCUAACCGGAACAUGCAAUGAUGACAUCAAUGUUUUUAGGGUACAUUAAUACUGCUGUACAUUAUAACAUUUUAAACCGUUGAUGUUUGAGUAUGUUAACGUGUGAUCCAGCUUCAAAAACUGCUACUCGCCAGUGUACAAAUGUAAACAAACACAUUUUUAUAUAUGUACUGUAUAUAGUAGCCUAUGUGUUUGCUCCCAUGGAAUUCAUCAAUUGUCUUACAAGUUUUGUACCAGAUACUUAAUCAUUUUAAAGAUAUUUAAUAUGUAUAUACCAAAAAUAAAUGGCUGACUGUAUAAAUGGCCUUCAAUGAUACGCUGUCACAUGAUGGGUUCCAAAAGUAUGUGGACACUAAUACUUUUGGCUUUUGCUGUUUUGAUUUUUGUCUCUGUGCUUUUCACAGUCUGGAUCAGUUGAUAUAGCACACUGAGGAAAGUUUUAAUUUAAGUAUUUAAGUAUUAAUCCAGGAAUAGAAAAUCUCCAUUUUAUCUUUUUGGCACAUAGCUGUGCUUCUGGUGGCUUUCAACACAAGCCUAAUAUGAUUCUGUGUGGUUUCUUACAGUUUCAACAGCCUGUAGACGAUUAUUUUAGCACCACAAAGUCAAACAUCAUGGAUAUUACUCUUGUGGAAAGCUGUAGAAUACAAAUAAUGUGUCCCUGUUGGAAAAUGUUAUGAACUAAGUAACUCUCUGCCUUGUAUUAUCUUGUUUACUGUGAAUGUUCUGUUUUUUCAAAAAAUGAUGUCUUUGUCUUAUUACCACCUCUGAAAUGACCACUAAGCAGCCUGUAAAUAAACAUGCAGUUAUUAAUUACAGCA